UCGGGGAGAGAGAGAGAAGCGAGCGACUGCAAUGAUGAUCGACGCCAGCCUGCCACCACUCUGUAGCAGCGAGUGGCUGCAACAAAAGCACAGAAUAGCAUCCCAGCUCCUCUCCUCCGCUCUUUUUCCCUCACCGCAUCUCUCUCCUCCUCUGUGCCGAAAACUCCAGACAGAACUGCAGAGAAUUGACGUCGCUAACGCAGCCCCUGCCUGCCAUCAACAAGUUAGGGAUGAAGGACGUUAAACAGUGAAAGAGGAAUGCGUGAUCUUCAAUUAACCAAUUGAGCUGACAUCAUUGCAGUGGAAAUGCAAAGAGGCAGCUGAGGGACGAAGGAUCUGCUCAGCAGUGUCGCUUUGGAUGCUAACUUCAAAAUUAAGGAUUCUUGGAAGGCAAAUAAUGCUCGUCUUUUCUUAAUCUGGGAAUUGAAUAGCAUUUGAAUAGGAAAACAAGGACUGAGCAAAUAACUGCAUCCCAGGACAUGGAAUUCCUGAAUUUGGUUCAAGUGGGGGGGCUGCUCGGCACUGCUUUAUUUUUGAAGAGCCUGAUUCCUUUUGUAUUUACUCAAAAGGUUUUUUCCCCCUUGGAUUUCUCUUCCAUCUGGCUGCUCCAAAAGUCUGCGGAAAAAGACAGUUGAAUGCAGCCUCCGAUGUACACAAAAGAAUGGGUUUCCAUUCAAGGUGGCCAUUGGUGGGAAGAGCACCAGCGGCACUUUGUGUGAUCAGCAUGCUACUGUGCCUCCCUCUCGUGUCAUGCACAACCUGCCCUCAGAAAUGCCGAUGUGAAGACCUGCAGUUUUACUGCGACACGCAGGGCCUCCUGGCGCCCCCAGACGGCGUGGAUAAAGGGGCCCUCGGACUGUCCCUUAGACACAACGGUAUCAGCGACCUUAGUCCAGACCAGUUCUUCGGUUUCACCCAGCUUACCUGGCUCCACUUGGAUCACAACCAAAUAACCAACGUGCAUGAAGAUGCCUUCCAGGGGCUGUACAAGCUCAAGGACCUUAACCUGAGCUCCAACCGCAUCACCAAGCUGCCAAACACAACCUUCAUCCACCUCAUCAACCUGCAGAUUUUGGAUCUCUCUUUCAACCAGAUGACGGCUUUGGAGCCCGAGCUCUUUCACGGGCUCCGGAAGCUCCAGAUUCUCCAUCUACGGUCGAACUCCCUGCGCACCACACCCGUCCGGGCGUUCUGGGAUUGCCGGAGCCUGGAAUACCUCGGCCUGAGCAACAACCGGCUCCGUAGCCUGGCCCGGAACGGCUUUGCCGGGUUAAUUAAACUCCGGGAGCUCCAUUUGGAACACAAUCACUUGACCAAGAUUAACUUGGCACACUUUCCUCGCCUGGUUGCCCUCCAGUUCCUUUAUCUACAGUGGAACAAGAUAAACAAUUUAACGUGUACCAUGGAAUGGAAAUGGACAACUCUGGAGAAACUGGAUCUAACUGGGAAUGAAAUACGAGUGCUUACGUCCGAUGUGUUUGAAACUUUGCCCAACCUAAAGAUCCUGCUGCUGGAUAACAACAAACUGACCAGCCUCGAUACCCAAACCAUGGAUAUGUGGAAGUCCCUAAACUUUAUCGGGCUUUCCAGCAACAUGUGGGAAUGUACCAAACGGAUCUGCAAUUUGGCCACUUGGCUAAGCACGUUUAGGGGUCGAUGGGAGCAUUCCAUCCUCUGUUACACUCCUGACUACGCACAGGGCGAGGAAAUACUAGACGCCGUUUACGGAUUUCAACUUUGCCAAAAUUUCUCAGCACCUGUUCUACUGACCAGUACUACCACGGAGGCCAUGCUCCCGGAGAUCACAAGCUCCCUGUUUGGAAAUGCGCAGACCCCUACGCAAGACUUCUAUGCAGAGGAUUUUGGGAGCUUUACGAUUGUUACUACUACUACUACUACUACCACCACCACUACUACUACUACUAAAACCACCCAACCACCAAGCACUGCCCUGACUACCACCCUGACGGUGGAGGAGGCAGAUACCGUUACAGAGGACUACUCUGCCAUGGACAACACAUUGCUGACCCAGAGGGUCAUUAUUGGCACUAUGGCUCUGUUGUUUUCAUUCUUUCUCAUAAUUUUUGUAGUGUAUAUAUCACGAAAAUGCUGCCCUCCCACUCUGAGGCGGAUCCGCCAUUGCUCGGCCAUUCAGAACCGGCGUCAGAUGAGGACCCAACAGAGACAGCCAAUGGCGGACCUGGCUACACAGGUGCCCUAUAAUGAGUAUGAGCCUACUCAUGAAGAGGGUGCUCUUGUGAUCAUCAAUGGCUACGGGCAGUGCAAAUGUCAGCAACUGCCUUACAAAGAGUGUGAAGUAUAAAAACUUUAUUUAUUCCUGCAGUUGAUGGGUUUAGCAUUCGUCCAUUUUGAAAAGAAACAGGGUUUGCUUCUGGACUUUUUUUCCUUUCAGUUUGUAAGCUUAUUUCUUUGGAAUUGUUAGCUUUGAAAUCCAUGAAAGCUUGACAUGACUGGGUUGAACCUGAUAAAGAGGAAAUAGAGAAAUUCACAAGUUUAUUUUUGUAUUACAAAUGCAAGGUUCAUAUCUAGCUGGGGCAAUCAAUCUCAGCAGAAGGAAGCUGGAUGUGGGAUGUGUCAUAGCAUCACUGGGGUUUGUGUAUUCUAUGUAUUCUGCAGCACAGAGGAGAUGAGAAAAUCUAUAGCCAAACCGCCUGGAACCUUGUGCUCCAGACAACAGUUCAUAAAAAAGACAUAUCUUCUGAUAAAUGAUAAAAUUCUGUUCCGUGAAAAAUAGUGUUGCAUAUGCCGAGCAGUGCAAAUUUAAAAGGAUUAAUAAAAAAGAUUUUUAUGGCAUCUGUUAGCCAACACUAUAGAUCUUGAAUUAACAUUUGGGGAGAGGAAAUAAAUGAUUAAGAGACAUACAAAGCAUAUUUUUUACCUUUUCUAAGUACUUCUACAAUUUAUGCCACAUGAUUAUAUCUAGGUUUGAACAGGGAAAUCAGAUAGCUCACGUUACUUAGCUUCCUCAUGGGGCAGAAACGAUAGUCUCACUUUGAUAGAGACUUAAAUUUGAACUAAUGAGAACACUUAACAGCCUUCCCGUUUCUGCAUUUGGAUAAAUUCAAUAAACUCUGUCCUCUUCCUUGAAAUCUCAAAAGCCUGGCACUUUGUGUAAAAAGGUUAAUGUCCAAUAUGGCUCUGCACUGAUUCUGACAAAACGCUCGCUCUGCUAUUAAAGAGACAGUUCAUUUGUCAUUGCACAUUUACAUAAGAUGGCUUCAAAUGCUGACAUCCUCACUGUGAUAGUACAAUGCUGCUUAGACCACCGCAACGUUAAUGAAAUGACCACCGAGGUAUGCUACUUUACCAAAACACCAGCACGAACAGGGAAGCGAAAUAGACGGCAAAACGUAACAGGUAAACGAAAGACACAGGCUAUUGUCUCCUAAAAAUAAAUGCAUACGCUCUGCAUCGCACUGGUCGAAUGCAGCAAAGAGCAUAAUCGCACCUGACAGCCUCAACAUUGAGUCAAUUAAGCCUGGGGAAAACGAAUCUAAUAUUCUGUCACCCAAACCUCUGCCCCAGCAAGACUCAGCCGGUACAGAUGUAAACCGCACUGUCGGUCUCUUUCAUGGAAACAAGACAGUUCUGUUUCUUUAUAGCCACAGUCCCGCUGGUCCACGACAUCAAAAAGCCUUUUUGUCCGAGCGAGAUAUGGCUAGGGUGAGAAUAAGAGCGAGGACAAGAAAGGGACGUCAAAGCGGAGAGAGGCUGAAGCGUAGCGCAUCUCUCAUAAGAGCAUGCGGAAGACGGCUGGGUCAGAAGACAUUUGUAUGCAGCACAGAGAAGACAGACAUUAGUAUCAAACUAAAGCAGCCGCGACGACUGCAGCGGGUCUCUCUGUCGCAUUCUGGUGUUGGAGGGCAGUGAUGCGCGAGUGGGGCAUGCAAACACCAGAUAACAUCUAAUCCAAGUGAACGAGCACCUUAUGUCCUGUAGUGUAGCUCAAUCAAAUCCAUUAGAGGAAAAGGGAACUGCAUGAUAACACCGUGGGGAAGAAUUCAAACCCCACUGCUGCCCUCAUAUUGCCUCAUUCCUAAAAUAAUUAUUCAUCAACUUGUAGCUUAAGGGAAAGCAGCUAAAAAUAAGCUAUAAACACAUCAAGUCAUAUCCUGGCAUAGGGGGUUCUCUACACAAAUUCAGUAGAGACCGGCAUAAAUAAAGCACACCUCAUGAUAGUGUGUUUGACAAAUAUGGCACAGGACAUGAGUAACUGUCCAAUAUUAAUUAGGCAUGUCUGAAGACACUAUUGACUUGAAAAACCCACAGAACAAAUGACAGCAGUUAAGUGCUGUUGGUCAAGAGAAAUGUAGCUAAUCAUGUCUGUGCAUAAGCUGGUAUAGCUGGAUAUUAACAAACCAAACAGUACUUGGUGAAUUUAGAGUAAACGUAUGCUGAGCAAAGAACAUUCAACAUUUACUAAAUCCUUUGAUUUGCAUUUAGUGAAAUCAUCAUUUACUUUCUGUAUUCCUUUAAUUCACCUUGCUUAAAAAAAAAAACACCUGCAACAUCCCAAAAAAGAGAGAGAAAAAAAUCAAGCCUUACAUUCUCACCUGAUAGUUUAGACGUACAAUCCGGUGCAAAAGUUUUACGCACAUUAACCCAAUAAAUAAGAGUUCAGAUGCAAACCCUUAUAAGUGCGUCUGACAUGUUUUCUUGUAAAUGAGCCUUUUUAUUAGACUCUUAAUGGAUUCUGCCAACAAAGUGGUGUUUCUGAAUGACAUGAGGCUACGAUUAAGCAGAUUUUAAGGGAACAUACCUCAAAAAUCUGACUUUGAGUGCUUCUAUCAACCUAGAAUAUAUACAAGGGGAUAAUACCGCCCCUUAAUCUGCACUAUCCAACCACAGCACUGCCAUUUAUUGCAGAGAUCUCUUCAUUUGCAUUUAAAAGAACACACCCAAAAUUACACAAUUUUUGCUCACAAUUUUAACAUGCUAUUUUGAGUUAACACUUGAUUGAACAUAAUGCGUGCCAAGAGUGUUUGGUUAAUAUCAUUUUGGGAUUUAGCAGUUUUUGCAUCUGAGCUCCUCAAAGUUUUUAAGCCAGUUAUUUAUAUCUUUUGCUGUAGUGCGUGAGUAGAAAUGAUUACUUUACAUUUUCAAACAUUUAUUUUGUACUUUAAUUUAUUAUUGUAAUAAUCCAGUAAGAUUUUUGUAUGCAAAAGCAGUCUGACAACAGCUAGAGGUCCAGACAGAGAUGGGAUCUCACCAUCAUUAUCAUAGUCUGUCUAUUAUUAUUACAUGAAUGACAGACAGACCAAAUCCAGAAGAGGUCUGAAAAAAACUACUUGCAAAACUACAUUACUGUAAAGUUGUUUGAACUUUAGGUACUUAUGAAAAAGUUGGGGAUGCUUUUUAAUUGUCAAAUUAAUUUCUAUCUAUUAAAUCAAAUCAAUUUUGGUUCGAUUACCCUUUGUGUUUAAGCAUCUUUUGUCCUAACUUGCACAUAGUUUUUAGGUAGUUUCACACAUAGAUUUCUUCAGACCUCUUGUUGACAUUGCCACAGUACAUCUGGAUUGGACUUGGUCCAUUUCAGUUCAAUCCCUUAAACCAAUGUUCUUCAACCCGGGUCCUCAAGGACCCCCUUCCAGAAUGUUUUAGAUGUCUCUUAAUUAACACACCUGAUUUAACUCUUCAGCUUGUUAGGGAGUCAUUCUGGAAGGAGGCUUGAUGAGUUGGUUCAGGUGUUUUAAAGGAGACAUCUAAAACUUUCUGGAAGGGGGUCCUCCAGGAACAGGGUUGAAGAACACGGUCUUAAACAAUGAAAAAAAGGAAUAUUUCGAAAUGUAAACUGAUAUUUCCUACUAACAUACUACAGCAAAAGAUUUGGGGGAAAAAAUACCAACACGUCUAAGACUACAUCCAGACUGCAGUCAGAAUCGUUUUUUUGCUCCUAUGUGACUCAUGACUGUCUUUUUGAACAGCCCAAACCACAUGGAAUCUGAUCUUUUCAAUUCUUAUUUGAGCCAUAUCCAAAUGUGUUACUAAAUCAGAUACAUGUCAGAUGUUUUGCAAUGCGACAUCAGUCUGAACAGUCAAAUCUGAAUUUUACAGAAUUCUAGACUGAUAUGCACGUCCCACCUGCAGAAAUAUGCAACAUGUUUGCAAAACCACAUUAAAGACAUUAAAGAUAAACCCAUAACACGCAAAUAAGUGUUUAACUGUCCUGCAGCACUGCCCAGAUGACCAACCCACGAGCAGACCGUCUCCGCUCGUAUGCUCUCGUAUCGCUAGCUCCCACGGAAGUAAGAUAAAACACGUCGACUGGCCGGUCUGCAGCUCUGCAUGUAGUCCACCAAGCCUGCUCAGUAGACUGCAUGUUCAUUUCCAUAUCACAGCGUGCUGCAUGAUGUAUUAUUGUUAUUUUGCACAGUGCAAAUGCAGUCCAGGACAAUGACCAGUUCACACAGGUGUCUGAUUUAAGCCAGGAAAUGUGAAGUGUCAAAAAAAAAAAUAGGAUCUGAAGGCUUGCAGUCUGAACGUAGUCUAAGACUUUUGCACAGUAGUGUAUGUGGUGGGGAAUUUAAACUAAUAGCAUAUAAAGUGAUCACAAAACCACCACAUUGUAGAGAUCCAUGUGCACUCCUGUAAACUGCAUUUUAUUAAUUGCUAAAGUCCUGCUGCUCGCUCUGGCCAAAACAGCCCUUUUAAAAUCACCACCUACAACUUCUUUGUGCAGAAAUGAAUGCUUCUCACCCACCUCUCUCCAAACCCUGCUUUUCCUUUUGUAUUGUAAAAUGUACUAUUUCAUAUCUGUAUAGUGGAUAAAGAUGUGGCCAACUGAACAGAACUUUUCCUCAAGACGUAUAUUUUUAAA
This is a messenger RNA of Paramisgurnus dabryanus, 6838 nucleotides long. The record is from RefSeq and is a predicted model, not a curated record. NCBI's taxonomy places the organism in Eukaryota, Metazoa, Chordata, Actinopteri, Cypriniformes, Cobitidae.